UUCCGUCCCUUUUAUUCUCAUCCCAUCUUAUUUAUUCGUAUUCUCUCCUUCCUCUUUCCAUUUCUUCUCUUCACACGCUUUUUAUUGUUGACUGAUAUAUCAUCGUACCUGACGAUCUAUCUUUUGCGCGACUCCAAGAUCCACCUCCUAUCCACUGUCGCAUAGCGCUUCACUCAACCACUACAAUGGCCUUCAAGCAAGACGCACCUCCUCCGGCUUACGGACCUCCUCCAGGUGCUCCUCAACCUACAUAUGGCGGUUACCAGCAAGAUCCUUACCAGCAGGGCGGCGCGCCUCCUCCUCAAGGAUACUACCAGCAAGCUCCUCCUCAGAUGGGCUACCCUCAACAACAAGGACCCUUUCCCGCCGGCCAAGGCCCUUAUCCUCCUCAGCAGGGCCCCUACGGUCAGCCUCCCCCUCAGGGCUACUAUCCCCACGAUGAUCAAAGAGGAAACGGUGGUGGUGGCGGCGGUCUCAUGACCGGUCUUCUCGCUGGUCUUGCAUGCUGUUGUUGUUUGGACUGCCUCUUCUAAGCGUCAAUCUGACUUAUUACUCGAUAUCACCGCCGCCGAUAAACGGAUCUACAAAAUACGAAAUGUUGGAGGAUUCGACUCCUCUCCAGCAGGCAAGGGAAUGACCUGCGACGAGCGUGUGGCGCAUCAGGCAAUGGGAAUGGUUUCCUGUUUUCAUGGCGUUGGGGUUUCUUUAAUUUCACACAUCUUAUUCUACGUUAGGUGUUUCUUUGUUUGUUCGAUACCUAGAAUACGAUAAUCACAUAAUGUUCCGUCCUA
This is a messenger RNA of Fusarium graminearum PH-1, 791 nucleotides long. RefSeq lists its product as uncharacterized. The record is from RefSeq and is a predicted model, not a curated record. Lineage: Eukaryota; Fungi; Ascomycota; Sordariomycetes; Hypocreales; Nectriaceae. The coding region runs from base 186 to 533 and encodes 115 amino acids. The transcript has a single exon.